UGAUGUCGGGUCUGUAGUCUGCAGUGGCAUCAAGGCACAUCUCACACAUUCACAGAGAGGAUCUUCACAGACCGGCGAGAUGCGGAGGAUAGUGGAGCUCGUGGCGUGUUUGCUUAUGAUGUCCAGUCAUGUCUCAUCUCAGAGCAAGAUCUUCGGGGAGGAACAAGUCCGCAUGACAUCAGAGGGAUCCGACUGCCGCUGUAAGUGCAUCAUGCGGCCUUUGACCCGGGACGCAUGCGCACGCUUGCGGACAGGAAGUGUGCGUGUGGAGGAUUUUUACACGGUGGAGACGGUGAGUUCCGGAGCUGACUGUAAAUGCUCCUGCACGGCUCCGCCCUCUUCUCUCAACCCCUGCGAGAACGAAUGGAAGAUGGAGAAACUCAAGAAACAGGCGCCAGAACUGCUCAAGCUGCAGUCCAUGGUAGAUCUUCUGGAAGGAACUCUCUUCAGUAUGGACCUUCUCAAAGUUCACUCAUACAUCAAUAAGGUGGUGUCUCAAAUGAAUAACCUUGAGGAGAUGAUAAAGAUGAACCUCUCUCGGGAGAAUGACUUUGUGAGAGACAGCGUGGCGACUCUGACCAAUCAGCUACGGCAGUAUGAGAACCAUUCUGACAUCAUGAUGAGCAUAAAGAAAGAGCUGUCCAAUCUGGGCCUUCAGCUGCUGCAGAAAGACUCCACCCCCUCAGGCCCUAAAAGCAAAGCUCAGGACACACUGGGGACAAAUAUCAAAGAUGUUUCAAAGUUUCCAGCAAAGAAACCAGAAAAAGGGAAACCUCCACCAAAGCCAGCGAAAGAAAAGCCCGCCAAGCCAAAGAAAGAGACCACAAAACCAAACAAACCCGGUAAACCAGAGCAAACAGAACUGCCCGGUAAAACCAAACCAUCACAGAACCAGCCAGGACUCAUCCGGGGAAUCACAUACUACAAAGCCACCAAAACUGAAGAGACAGGCAACCAGAAAGAGAGACCCGAUGAAACGGACACUUUGCUUGAGGUAGAGGUAGAGGAAGAGGAAAGUACCAUACUUCCCGGCACCUUAGCAACAGAGAUAACCCCGGCAACUGUACCCAUGACAACAACAACAACAACAACAACAACAACAACACCUCCCACAACAACAACAACAACAACAACAACAACCCAGAGGACGACAACCACUAGCAGAAAAAUAUACAGAGAGGAGCGACCAGCUCCAACCAUUGCACUAGUGCUGGACAACACCAGCAACAACUCAUACAUCGCAGUUAAAGAGCAGAGCUGUGAAGGGACGCUGGCGUCUGUUGAUCUGCCGGUCAAACAGCACAGUUACGGCAGGAAUGAGGGCGCAUGGAUGAAGGAUCCCGCCGCCAAGGACUCCAAAAUCUACGUCACCAACUAUUACUACGGCAACAACCUUGUGGAGUUCCGGAACUUGGACAACUUUAAACAGGGCCGUUGGAGUAACCUGUACAAGCUGCCUUAUAACUGGAUCGGAACGGGUCAUGUUGUGUACAGAGGAGGGUUUUACUAUAACCGUGCCUUCACAAAGAACAUCAUCAAAUAUGACCUCAAGCAACGUUUUGUAGCCGCCUGGGCUCAGCUCCACGACGUCGUCUACGAAGACACCACACCUUGGAAGUGGAAAGGUCACUCUGAUAUCGACUUCGCCGUGGACGAGAAUGGACUUUGGGUCAUUUACCCGUCCGUUGAUGACGACUACGGGCAGGCCGAGGUCAUUGUAGUCAGUAAACUAGAUCCCAGUGACCUGUCUGUCAAAAAGGAGACCACGUGGAGGACGAGACUGCGGAGAAACUCCUUCGGGAACUGCUUCAUAAUAUGCGGCGUCCUGUACGCGGUGGACAUUUACAAUCGGCGGGAAGGGGAGGUUUCGUACGCAUACGACACGCUCACGGGCGCCGAGGCGUCCCCGCGUUUACCGUUCAUCAACGAAUACGGGUUCACCACACAAGUCGAUUACAACCCGAAAGAGAAGGUUCUGUACGCCUGGGACAAUGGACACCAGCUCACCUACAGCAUCAACUUUGUAGAGCAAGAAAAGAAAUGAAAUCAGACUUAUUUACUCAAAGCAAAAGCCACUUCCUGAUUGUAACUGCCUCAUUGGUUCCACUGACAAAUGCUCUCUUGAAACGGUCUAUCGUCUCCUAAUGAACUUUAGCAGACGUUUCUUAGAGAUUAUAUGAAUACAAAGGGAUUACAUAACCGCUGCUCUCAAAUUCAAAUCCCGUUGUAUGAAAUCUAAAGGCCCUUUUAUACGAUUUACGUCAACAUUCCCAGUAACUGCGGAGUUACUUGUUGUGCGCAGGUUGACCCACAUAAACUUUGACCAUUUCGAAUUAGCAAACGAUUUUAAUUGGUUAAAGUUAACCAAUUCUUUCUGCACACGUCGCCGGCAUUUUUAAGCAUGAUUAUUGGACAAUUUGUAUAACCUUUGUUUUGCUACUUAAAACAGAACAGGAUAGUUUUUUUGUACUUGCACAUUGUUCUUACGUCCAGUUAAAGGUUGUAGAUUGUUCACAAUUGACCAUUUGCAAAGACCAGAUGCUGUUGUCGGACAAAAAUGGGAGAUUCUGCGUUAUGAUUGGACACAUCACCUGUCAAUCAAACUCAUGCAAAGGGUGAAUUGCAUCUUGCAUUUAAUUUUAAUCUCUAUUUUUUUAAAAAACUACUUUUAAAUGUGUACGCAAUUUACACUUUCCUAACCAGGCAUGCUGAAAAUAAAGCAACAUCAAACACAUUUUUUUUUAUAUAAAAUAAUAAUUACAUUUAAAUUUGAAAUAAAAUUUAUAAUAAAUACAAUUAAAUAAUACAAUGUAAUGUUUUACUUAUUGUUUUUAUGUAGUAAGAAUAUCUAAAAAUCUUUACUGCAUAUUUUUAAUGGGAUUGAACUUAAAUACAAGUGUAUUUUGUUUGCAACUCUUACAUUUUUAACAGUUUUAAGUGAAAAAAAAAACUUUAAAACAAGUCAAAAAUCUCAAAUAUUUAAAAUACAUGUUUUUUGCUUCUCAAAUGAAUUGGUGUUGCUUAAAGGAUAUAUAUUUUAACAGGUGAAUUAGACAAAAAACGUAUUAAGAACAGGAUUUCCAGCAGCGGCAUGGCAUAAAUCCUCCUGAUUACAAACGUCUUGCGCAUCUCUCCUGGUUAAGACAUGUGUAAAUCAUUAAGUAAAAGGUUUCGUGACUUGCUCUUCUUUAACACAAAUAAAAGCUUGUCAUGCCAACCACACCAACAUAACGUAACCUCAUGUUUCACGUACCUGUAAUGAUAUUUUAUAAACAUAACAAGCAUUCUGAAGGAAAACUGUUAUAUGUUUUCACAUCAAGAAUGUGCCAGAAAAUUGUCUUCCAGUGUUUUGGCCCAUAUAGCCUCAGCGGACUGGUAAAGCAUAACAUCAUAAUGAAGAAAGAAUGCUUUGUGUGCUAAUGAGAGCGUAUGAUUAUGUUUGGGAGUCUCUUUAAUGACUGUACAGGGUUACCAAUAGACUGUUUAUAUGCGAGGUAAGCCUGUGUGACGCAUUGGUAAGGAUACAUGUGUCACGUAUAAACAGUUCAGCGGUGUUUAAAAUGUUGCUUUAAAGCAGUUUGUCGUCCUCGUGCCCUCUGUAAAUAGCAGAAUAUUUUUUAAUUUUGUCUUGAGUUUUUAGAAACCCAAUCUUCCCAAGAGGAAGAGAUUUCUUUAACUCUGUCAAUGAAGCAUGUCUGAUUUUAAUAAAGUUGAAUUGGA
This is a messenger RNA of Puntigrus tetrazona (Sumatra barb), 3720 nucleotides long. RefSeq names its product olfactomedin-like protein 2A. Gene Ontology annotation, biological process: signal transduction. The coding region runs from base 80 to 2044 and encodes 654 amino acids. The record is from RefSeq and is a predicted model, not a curated record. The transcript is spliced from 8 exons. NCBI's taxonomy places the organism in Eukaryota, Metazoa, Chordata, Actinopteri, Cypriniformes, Cyprinidae.